GGCAUAGAUGGAGAGCAGUAAUGCAGGGAUAUUUAACUCUGAAUAGAACCACUGUGUUUAACACAAGGCAAUGGCAUUUCUCUGUAUUUACAUUCUGCACACCAGCCUGCAAUACUAAUCUAUCAAUUAUACUAAACAACAGAAGAAAAUACAAUUCUAAAGCAACACAGAUGUCUCUCCCACAAAUAAACCAUGUCUUAAAAGCUAAUGAAUAUAGUUUAAAAGUCAAUGGUUACGACGGACGGUAUAAUGGGUCAGUUAAAGGGAUUGACAGUAAUAUCUUAGCAUCAAACUCUCCAAGUGAAGACCGCCGAAGUGCUGCAACAUGCCUGCAGAGCCGGGGCAUGCUCUUUGGAGUGUUUGAUGGACAUGCAGGGUCUGCUUGUGCACAAGCAGUUGGUGAACGACUCUUCUACUACAUUGCCGUGUCUCUACUUCCAUUAAAGACUUUAAUUGACAUAGAGGAGGCUGUGGAGAGUGAACGACCUGUGAUUCCAGUGCUACAAUGGCACAAGCAUCCAAAUGAUUAUGUUAGCACAGACUCUGGCAAACUAUACUUCAAUAGUCUGAGGACAUACUGGCAGGAGCGGAUAGAUCUCCAAGAAGAUGAGGACAGUGAUAUACAAACAGCUUUAAUAAAUGCUUUCAAGAGACUCGAUUAUGACAUUUCCUUAGAGGCCCAAGUGGACUUUGGGGUUCCUUUUGCCCAUUUCACACCUCUCAGGGUGGCCUUAUCUGGUUGCACAGCAUGUGUGGCUCAUGUGGACAGAGAAGAUCUUCACGUGGCCAAUCUGGGAGACAGCAGAGCAGUGCUUGGUGUCCAAGGGGAUGAUGGAAGAUGGUCAGCUCUCACUAUUACCAGUGAUCACAAUGCCCACAACCCAGACGAGAUGCAACGUGUUCUCGUGGAACAUCCCGCUUCUGAACGAAAGACAGUGGUUAAGCAUGACAGGCUACUGGGAUUACUAAUUCCAUUCAGGGCCUUUGGGGACAUCAAGUUCAAGUGGAGCAGUGAGCUCUUGAAUCGCGUCUAUGAGGCACGUCCAGAGUUGCUGAUUGGUAAUGAAUAUGCAAAAACUCUGCCACCAAACUAUCACACACCACCUUACCUCACAGCAGAACCAGAAAUUACAUAUCAUAAAUUGCGACCUCAAGACAAAUUCUUGAUCCUAGCAACAGAUGGUCUCUGGGAACUAAUGCAUAGACAAACUGUUGUGCAGGUCUUAGGGGAGCACCUGUCUGACCUCCAGUGGAAGAAGCCAGUUUCUGGACUAUGUUUUACAGUGGGACAGAUGCAUAAACUACUGCAAGAGAGAAAGAGCAGAGCUCUCUCCACUCUGGAGGAUGACAACAGUGCUACUCAUUUGAUCCGCCACGCUCUGGGUAGCGAUGGCUGUGGCUCCAUUGAACCCAAACGCUUAGCCAAAAUGCUCAGCCUACCCCAAGAUUUGGCAAGACUGUACAGAGAUGAUAUAACAAUCAUAGUCAUCCACUUUAAUAGUUCAGGUAGUUGAAGCUAAUCUGACCACUAUUGUAAUCACGGAAAACUCAAGAAAUGUACUGCGCUUGAUUACAGAACAAAUGAUUAUUUGAAUAUUAUCUACUUUGUAAUCAUAAUGAAAAUGACACUGCCUAAUCUAGCUUGUGCAAAAGGUUCCUCCUGUAGUAGAUUUACUUGAGCAGUUUCCUCAAGCUACUUAAGACUCUGUGCUUGCAUUGCCAAAACAGACAAAGGGACAUUACUUUUUUUUAUUUCAGCCAACAGAGACAGAAGACAUGAGCAAUACAAACAAAAGGACAGAAAUUCUCUUUUGCUGUUGCAGUCUGUUUUAACAAGUUGAGCUGUACAAAUGAAACAGAAAACAAACCAUUUUCAGUAUUUUGGCUUUAUUACAAAAAUCAAAUCUUGAUUAGAAAAAACAAAAUGCUGCUAAACCUUAUGGUCUCUAAAUGAACACAAAAUAUAUCAGUCAGCCAUUUAGUUCCCACAGCUCAUAGAGCCAAAAAAUCCAACAUGUUGGUGUUUGAUCAAAAUUAAAGGGUUUUAAUUCAUUCAUGACUUUAUAUUUUGUGUGAGGCUAACUGAACACUUCCUGGGCCAAUUUUUAUUUUAUUUUUGACAAACAAUAAAAGAUCAAGAGGUAAAAUUCAAUAAGUAGGCUGUACAUAACCUUUUUUUAACCACAGAUCUUCUCUCAAUGUCUGAAAAGACCUGUAAGGACACUAUGCAAGUGUUUUUUUUGUUUUUUG
Myxocyprinus asiaticus (Chinese sucker) is the source of this 2250-nucleotide messenger RNA. RefSeq names its product pyruvate dehydrogenase [acetyl-transferring]-phosphatase 1, mitochondrial-like. The transcript has a single exon. Lineage: Eukaryota; Metazoa; Chordata; Actinopteri; Cypriniformes; Catostomidae. Gene Ontology annotation, biological process: protein dephosphorylation. Bases 21 to 1514 code for a protein of 497 amino acids. The record is from RefSeq and is a predicted model, not a curated record. Gene Ontology annotation, molecular function: protein serine/threonine phosphatase activity; cation binding.